ACUACGUUUCGUUUUCCUUUCCGUGCCGUUUUUUAAACAUUCCCGCUGUCAAAUUAAUUGCUGUCAAGUCGCACUCGGUUGUAAUUAAAGGUAUUUCUCAUUAAACACUGAUUUAUCAUAACAGAAUAUCGGACGUCAGAGACACAAAGGAAUUUUUACUUCAGAUACAUCGUCAGAAUUGAUCAGCUUUUAAAGACUCAAGGAAUGACAUUAUACAUCAUAAAUAUAAACCCGUUUAUAUAACAUAAUCUGUGGUGAAUUUCAGUGAAAUAUUUCUUCUGAUCUGAGGUUAAUAGCAACGUUUCUCUACUUUGCUGUCUGGGAUAUAUACAGAAUGAUACUGGAUUUUAAUUGAACUUGAAGAAAUCUAUGAAGGAGUUUGCAAAGAUCUUCUGAUCUUGACCAAGAUCAGAAUUGAUAAAAAAGAUCAUCAGCGUCAUCAUUGUCAUCAUCAUGUUAGUGUCCACUUUUCUAUGCUUUUAAGGGUCAGGCAGAUUUUUUACAGCUGGGUGCCUUUCCUGUCUGCAACCCUCAUCAGUUUCCAAACAAGGUGAUAUUUUUCUCAUGGCUGGACAUGGAUAAUUAGAAAUGAAUAACACUGCUUGUAUGACAGUGAAACUCGUUUACGACUAUAAUGUGAUGUCCAGGCAAGGAGACAGCAGUAGAAAUAUUUCUGCCAACACAGAAAUAUAUGAAAAAAAGAAGUAAAAUGAAGAGAAAUGUUUUUAAUUUGUGGUAAUAUAGAAAACAUUACAGAACAAUGAAUUAUAUGACAAAUGCAAAGGAUUCGGUUAAUACUGAAGAGAAGAUGGAUGAUGCAGAAAAACCAUCUUAUUCUGAAAUCUGUACAAUGUCCUUCCCUCAGAAUUUUAACCUUCCCACUCACCAAUAUUUUCACUUUGAAGAUAAGCCGUAUCAUUGCGGCGUCUGUGGCAAAUCAUUCGCUCAGAAUUGUGACUUAACUAAACACAAACGCAUCCAUACGGGGGAGAAACCAUAUCGCUGUGAUAUCUGUGGUGAAUCCUUCUCAGCUAGCAGUACCUUAACUACCCACAGAUACGUUCACACAGGAGAGAAACCACAUGUCUGUGACACAUGCGGUGAAGCGUUCACGCAGAAAGGUAUCCUAGGUCAACACAAACGGAUUCAUACAGGAGAGAGGCCUUAUCUCUGUGAUGUCUGCGGGAAAGCUUUCUCUCUGAACAGUAACUUAACGAAACACAAGUAUAUUCAUUCAGGAGAGAGGCCGUUCCACUGCGACAUCUGUGGGAAAUCUUUCACUGAAAGUAGCACUUUAACUAAACACAAACGCAUUCAUACAGGUGAGAAACCCUACCCCUGUAACAUCUGUGGUAAAUCAUUCUCAGGAAGUAGUCAUUUAAUUACACACAAAUAUAUUCAUACAGGGGAAAAACCAUACGACUGUGAUAUCUGUGGUAAAUCAUUCUCUCAGAUAAGUACUUUAAAUAAUCACAAAUUUAUUCAUACAGGUGAGAAGCCUUAUCAGUGUGAGACUUGUGGUAAAUCAUUUGCUCUGAAUGGUCACUUAACGAGACACAAAUACAUUCAUACGGGAGAAAAACUAUAUAAAUGUGAUAAACCAGUCUCACAAGAAGUUAGUUAACCAAAUGUUUAUUUUUUUUUUGUUAUGGCCGGGUUCCAACCUGGGUCCCUGGGUUGCAGCUACGAAGACCACUCACCACACUUCUUGGUCCCUCAUCACUGCCUCAAGGUCCUGGAUGCAUCCCAGGCCAGUGUUUGCGAUCAAGUUGUCGGUGUGUGAUGAUAUUUUCCUCUUCCAGCAUCACCAUGAAGUGGGUUCCUCAAGACUUAAUUUGGAUGCUUUCAACAAAGGAUGGCACACGCAGUAACCAGAUAAUCACUUCUAUCUUUGCUUGAUUUUCUCACUAACUUUGGCCAGGUCUCCAUAAAGGCAUUCAUUCAUCAUAUGUUGACGUUGUUUCACAUUUAGGGCCAUUCAUAUCAUCCUUGUAUAGAAUCCAUUUAGCGCCUUUGAUAAUUUCUUUGUCAGUGUCCAUGUUUCACUGCCAUAUGUGUAUAAUACGCACCCCUUCUCUAAUUGAGUCAAGGAGGUCUAUAUAACAUCCUUGGUUUGUAAAAAU
Messenger RNA from Octopus sinensis (East Asian common octopus), 2123 nucleotides. Its product is annotated as zinc finger protein 239-like. NCBI's taxonomy places the organism in Eukaryota, Metazoa, Mollusca, Cephalopoda, Octopoda, Octopodidae. The transcript has 3 exons. The record is from RefSeq and is a predicted model, not a curated record. Gene Ontology annotation, biological process: regulation of transcription by RNA polymerase II. Gene Ontology annotation, molecular function: DNA-binding transcription factor activity, RNA polymerase II-specific; RNA polymerase II cis-regulatory region sequence-specific DNA binding. The coding region runs from base 761 to 1624 and encodes 287 amino acids.